AUAAAUGUCGAGAAACGCACUGUUCCUUUGAGGGAGUACUUGAAACUAAUGGGGGAUCUCAUUCAUUACAUUACUCAAAAACUUCCGAAACUCAACUAAAAAUUUCUCCAUUUUAUAUCCCAAACUAAAAUGACUGUAUUACCCCGUUGAAAACUGAAAAUUUCCAAAUACUACCCCAAUAUUUUGAUCACACGUAUUGAUUUUGAUCCUACCUCAAAUCUGGACUUCGGAUCCAGCUUCUUCAAACUUCCCUCUCCAUAAAACUAGAAGAAGAGCCAUUUGAGAGAUUGUUGGUUUAGAUCUAUAGCAAAAUGGGAUUCCUGGUGACAACUCUAAUUUUUGUUGCAAUCGGAGUUAUUGCAUCUCUGUGCGCCAGAAUCUGCUGCAAUAGAGGACCUUCUACUAAUCUGCUACACCUAACAUUGAUUAUCACGGCGACCGUGUGCUGUUGGAUGAUGUGGGCGAUUGUAUAUCUUGCACAGCUGAAACCACUCAUCGUUCCAGUUUUGAGCGAAGGGGAGUGAGUGCACUCGACGUGGAAUUUUGGAGGGUGUUGAUAGUUACUGGAGAUUGCUGGACCCUAAGUAUUCUUCUCUCAGGCUCUGUAAACUUUUCAUGUGCUGCGAAUAACUUAAGAUUUAAUUUGUAUAUUGUUCACCUCUUAUAAAAUGGUUCUUUGAUGACCACCAUUAUAUCUUCAGCCAAUUCUGGGCUGAGGGUGAGGAAUAUGUAUUUUGGAUUGGACUGAGAGUGUUGGAUCGAGGGUGAUAUGAUUCUGCAUUACUCUUUUUUUUUUCUUUUUGAAAAUAAAUAACGAAAUGGCUGUAUGUUUCUGCAUUA
Messenger RNA from Capsicum annuum, 840 nucleotides. RefSeq names its product V-type proton ATPase subunit e1. NCBI's taxonomy places the organism in Eukaryota, Viridiplantae, Streptophyta, Magnoliopsida, Solanales, Solanaceae. Gene Ontology annotation, molecular function: proton-transporting ATPase activity, rotational mechanism. Gene Ontology annotation, biological process: proton transmembrane transport. Gene Ontology annotation, cellular component: proton-transporting V-type ATPase, V0 domain. The transcript is spliced from 4 exons. The coding region runs from base 312 to 524 and encodes 70 amino acids. The record is from RefSeq and is a predicted model, not a curated record.